This is a messenger RNA of Panicum virgatum (switchgrass), 2827 nucleotides long. RefSeq lists its product as uncharacterized. The record is from RefSeq and is a predicted model, not a curated record. Bases 1078 to 2127 code for a protein of 349 amino acids. The transcript has 2 exons. Lineage: Eukaryota; Viridiplantae; Streptophyta; Magnoliopsida; Poales; Poaceae.
ACCAGCGCUGCCGCCGUCGCUAGCUGCUCUGUGCUCUCUUCUGCGCUGCCGUGCUGCCGUCCGCCCAUCCCAGUCCCUUGCGCCGGCGGCUGGGAGCGAGCGGCCAAGCACCUCCGCCUGGAUCUGGAUCUACAGCCGGCGCAUCUCAUCAACGGGGAACGUGCUGUUCGGGGACGGCCGGGACGAGGAAGGACAGCUCCGCGAGAUCUUCGACGUGCUGGGCUACCCGGACGAGAGGACGUGGCCGUGGUUCUCGUCCACGCCGUUCGCCAUCGAGUGGCUGCCGUUAGACUACAGGUAACUUGGGUUCAUUUCGUUUGUUCGUUUCUUUUGCUGCUACUGCUAGUCUGCUAGCCUGCGAUUGAGUUUUUUUCCCAUGACUUGCAUCUCGUUGUAGACCCUGUGCGAGAGGUAGAUAAAUGGAUUUGAGUUGUUCAUGUCUUGCAUUUCGUUGUAGAUAAUACGUUACAAAGCAUGGCUAGUUCAAGUGCAAGUGGAAGUUCAACUUCUCCUUCUCCAUCACCUAAUCCCAGUGCCCGUGCUGGUAGUGCACAAGUUGAUCCCAAUCCUUCUGAUGAGAGAUUGCGUAAAACUCCUCUGUGGAGGCAUGUUAAAUUACUUGAAAAGAAUGCUUCUUCUGGAGGAAAUGCAAAAUCUCAGUGCUUGUAUUGUGAUCACAUUAUUCCUGGGAGUUACUUUAGAGUAAGAGCACAUCUCAUGAGGGAACCUGGUAAAGGCACAUCAAUUUGUGGUGCUGCCACACCAGAGAUGGUGGACCAGUUCCGCAAGGAAGAAGAAGCAGCACGAGUUAGUGCUGAUGGAAGCUCAAGGAGGAGUGUUCCCAUGCCAGUGCAGCUCUCUGCCUGAGCAUCAUCCUCUGGAUUGUUGCCGCCAACAGGAUCUAAGGCAUCAUCAAAGAAGAAAAAACAAUCUGGUAUUUUGGAGAGUUUCCACAUUGAACUCCGACAAAUGGCUGAUGCAAUUAUUGCAAGAAUGUUCUACACAUGAGGCGUUCCUUUCAACUUGGCAAGAAACCCAAACUAUCGGGCUGCAUUCAACUUUGUGGCAACACAUGAAAUGGGUGGGUAUACCCCUCCUGGAAUCAACAAGUUGAGAACAACUCUCCUGCAGCAAGAGAAGACUAAUGUGGAGAAGCUGCUUGAACCCAUCAAGAGCACCUGGUCCACAAAAGGGGUGACAAUUGCAGCUGAUGGUUGGACUGAUUCUCAGAGAAGGCCCCUUUUGAACUUCAUUGCUGUGACAGAGAGCGGUCCAAUGUUCUUGAAAUGUGAAAACACUGAAGGAAAGGCAAAGACCAAGGAGUACAUUUCUGCCCUCUUGAUUGAGGUUAUUGAAAAGGUUGGAUCAAAGAAUGUAGUUCAGGUGGUCACUGACAAUGCAGCAAAUUGCAAAGCUGCUGGUUUGAUUAUUGAAGCAAAGUACAGCAACAUCUUUUGGACUCCCUGUGUUGUCCACACUUUGAAUUUGGCAUUGAAAAAUAUUUGUGCUGCAAAGAAUGAUGAAGAUGAAAAUCCAGAACUUAAAUGGAUAAGUGAUAUUGCCGGGGAUGCUCUCCAAAUCAAGAAUUUUAUCAUGAAUCAUGGCAUGAGGGUGUCAAUGUUCAAUUCAUUUAGUAACCUCAAGUUCCUAGCUAUUGCAGACACAAGAUUUGCAUCUGUCAUUGUUAUGUUGAAGAGGUUUCUUCUUCUCAAGGACUCGCUUAUACAGAUGGUAAUCAGUGAUAAGUGGAGAACAUAUAGAGAAGAUGAUCAGGAAAAGACCAAUUUUGUGAGACAGAAGGUGCUUGAUGACUAUUGGUGGGAUCAAGUGAAAUACAUCAUUGAUUUCACUGAUCCCAUUUACUCAAUGCUAAGGGCAGCAGAUACUGAGAAGCCUUGUCUGCACUUAAUUUAUGAAAUGUGGGACAGCAUGAUAGAGAAAGUAAAAACUGUUAUUUACCGGAAAGAAGGGAAGGGGCCGCUGGAUGAAUCUGAGUUCUUCAAUGUUGUCAAUGACAUUUUACAAGAUCAUUGGCUCAAAAGCAACACCCACUCCAUUGUUUGGCACACUCUCUUAACCCUAGGUACUAUAGUGAACAAUGGCUUUCAGAAGACCCAAACCGUGUAGCCCCACAUAUGGAUCCAGAAAUUUCAGAAGAAAGGAACAAUUGCCUUAGGAAGCUUUUUCCAGUUACAGAAGAGCUUAGGAGAGUUAAACAACAGUUCAUUGAUUACUCACUGAAAAGAGGCAUCUUUAGUUUACCUGAUUCAAUUGAUGACAAAGCUCAUUUUGAUCCACUGCAAUGGUGGGGCAUCUAUGGGUCUAGGACCCCAGAGUUGAAAGAAUUAGCUUUUAAGCUGCUUGGGCAGCCAGCUUCUUCUUCUUGCCGCGAGAGAAACUAGAGCACAUACAAUUUUAUCCAUAACUUGAGAAGAAACAAGCUCACACCUGAACGUGCUGAGGAUUUAGUGUUUGUGCAUAACAACUUACGUCUUCUUUCAAGGUGCAGUGAUGAGUAUCUCACAGGGCCAACACAAAUGUGGGAUGUUGGGGGAGAUGGCUUUGAGACAUUUGAUGGUGUCGGUAUUCUUCAAGCUGCUAAUCUCACUUUGGAUGAGCCGGAGUUUGAGGUUAUGAUUGCAGAAGAUGAUUGAACUUUAGCAUGAAGAGAUAGCCUGCAUAAUCCUUUGAUUUGGCCUUGUGCCUUGUAUCUCUAUGUUAUGUAGUACACUAUGUGGUUGUGUUUGGCUGUUUGCCUCUCCAUCUUGAACUACUUGCUAUGACCUUGCCUAUUAUUUAUCUUGCGUCAUCAGGACUACUUGCUAUA